Molecule: messenger RNA, 999 nt
Organism: Pestalotiopsis fici W106-1
Lineage: Eukaryota; Fungi; Ascomycota; Sordariomycetes; Amphisphaeriales; Sporocadaceae
Exons: 1
Coding region: 1-999 (332 amino acids)
Molecular function (GO): oxidoreductase activity, acting on the CH-OH group of donors, NAD or NADP as acceptor
Source: RefSeq, a predicted model, not a curated record
AUGUCGUCUCCAACUCUUCUCGUCACUGGUGUGACUGGUUUCAUUGGCUUCAAAGUCCUCAUCACCGCACUUGAAGAAGGUUAUACUGUCCGAGCCGCCGUACGCUCUAUUGAAAAAUCCAAGACCCUUUCGUCGCACCCCAAGAUAUCGGCUGCGUGCCAGCAGGAUAAGCUCUCUUUCAUUGAGAUAACUGAUAUCUGCCGCGAAGGUGCUUAUGAUGUUGCUCUCAAAGGCAUUACCCACGUUAUUCACCUGGCUUCGCCUCUCCCAUCGCCUUUCCUGGACCCCCAGGCUGAGAUCUAUGAGCCGACUAUCAAAAGCGUAAAAGCUAUUCUCCAGUCAGCUCUCAACGCGCCUACAGUAAGGAAAGUCGUCAUCACGUCUUCGUCCUUUGCCAACACUCCCUUCCCACCAGACCCUACCACGCAGGUCACCGCUGAAUCGCGCGCGCCCAACCUGUCGGGCCCUUUUGAUUCCAUGCUUCCUGCAUAUAUGGCGGGCAAGGUCGCGGGUCUGAAUCUGACAGACAAGUUUGUCGAGGAGAAUCGACCGUCCUUUUCCGUGGUGAACAUCUUCCCUGGACUCGUCCUGGGAAGGGAUGAUAGAGCUACCAGCUUGGAGAGCCUCGGCGUAGGAACCAACGCGAUCCUGUUGGGUGUCAUCACAGGCCAGUCCGCAAGUUGGCCGCUUGCUUCGGGUAUAGCCCAUGUGUCGGAUGUCGCCAAAGUUCAUGUGAUGGCGUUGAAGGAAGACAUUACUAAAGAUAUUGGCGUAACAACUACGCAUAAAUUCAACGAUGCCUGGGAUAUUGUCAAAAAGCACUUCCCAAAGGCCGUGGCCGAUGGCCUAUUUACCCAGGGCGAUCAGCCAACUGUGCCUUCAAGCUGGGACCAUUACCAGAACGAGAUUAAUUUAGGGUCUGAUUACAAGACCUACGGAGACAUAGUGGUUGAUGUUGCCAACCAGUACCUCGAGCUAUAUGGUAAAGAGAAGGCAUAG